AUUGCCUGAAGAACUUGGGGAGCUCGAGCACAUGGAAAGCAAGUACAAGAAAAUGACUCGCUUGGUAUUAGACACAUUGAUGGAGAUCCGAAGCGGAAGUUCGACACCUGGUGAUCACUCACUACCGCCUAUGCAAUUAUGAAUUUCAAGCUCAUAUACCGUCCUUUACAAGCGAAGGCUUUAGUUUAACUGCCCUGUCCCCUGUGGUGGAAUGGCAUGAUAAGUUAUAGAUUAUGAUCUCGUGAAAUCGUUGUCUCGGUCUGAUUCUAUUCCACCGUAUCAAACAGGAAAUCAAAUAUUUCUAUCCCAUAGAUAUUUUCAACAUUUGUGAAAUAUAUCUUGCAUUGCUAACCAAAAUAGUAAUUGUCUGGCUUUUCUUUCGUUGAUGAUGAAUCACACUCUUUACAACUCGGGUGGGGAAAGGCAAGAAAAGAUGAAAUGCAAUUACCAUGAUUUAACUAAUAUCGGAUAGUCAGUAAGUUCUACUUAUAAAAUUCGGGUGUGGUGCUAAUUUUGUGAUACCUUAUCAACACCGCCUCUCUUCCCAAGAUUCCAAACUCCAGGUGAAAUUUGGAAAGCUCUUAUGUCAAUUCUGGCUGAAGUUCCCGGUUUCCUACAAGUUUUCUCCGAUGGAUCUGUGCUGCGCUUAGCACCUGAUCAUAUUGCGCCUGCCUCCCCGACCGAAUCAUCCAUUGGGUAUAUGUCCAAGGAUGUGAUAAUCGAUGCCUUGAAACCGGUGACUGCAAGGAUGUUUAUCCCCUCGACUUCAGGUUCCCGAGAUUCACUCCCCGUUUUGGUCUAUUUUCACGGUGGUGGGUUCUGCAUUGGGUCGACCACCUGGUAUGGCUACCACCACUUCCUGGGGGACCUGUGUGCCGCAGUUCGGUGCAUUGUUCUCUCUGUCGACUACAGGCUGGCCCCAGAGAACCGCCUCCCCAUAGCUUACAAAGAUUGCUAUAGCUCUCUGGAAUGGCUAGGCUGCUGUCAGAGCACUGAGCCGUGGCUCGACCGAGCCAACCUUUCAUGCUUGUUCAUGUCUGGGGACAGUGCAGGGGGCAACAUAGCUCAUCAGGUGGCCAUCAUGGCAACUCAGGAUCAGGUUCCUGGCAUACAAAUUCGCGGUAUAAUACUGAUACAUCCUUACUUCGGGAGUGAGAAGAGGACUGCGGAAGAGUUGGCUGAUGGAUCUGCCUCAUACGUCGCGAUGAAUGACUUGUUCUGGAAUCUGAGCAUUCCAGAAGGCUCUAACCGGGACUACUCCGGAUGCAACCUUGAGGCGGCAGAAAUGUCUCCUGAAGAAUGGGAUCGGUUUCCUAGUGUGAUGGUUUUCGUUGCAGGCCUAGAUUUCCUGAAGGAAAGAGGAGUAAGCUAUGCCGAGUUUAUGCGUAAGAGAGGGGUGAAGAACGUCAAGCUUGCCGAAGCUGAGGGAGAGCAGCAUGUGUACCAUGUAUACCAUCCCAAGUCUGAAGCGACCCGCCUGCUGCAGAAACAGAUGAGUGACUUCAUGGCAGCUUUUGGAACCAAGGGCUAA
Molecule: messenger RNA, 1531 nt
Organism: Punica granatum (pomegranate)
Lineage: Eukaryota; Viridiplantae; Streptophyta; Magnoliopsida; Myrtales; Lythraceae
Source: RefSeq, a predicted model, not a curated record